This is a messenger RNA of Astyanax mexicanus (Mexican tetra), 2442 nucleotides long. RefSeq names its product secretory calcium-binding phosphoprotein 1 (gene scpp1). NCBI's taxonomy places the organism in Eukaryota, Metazoa, Chordata, Actinopteri, Characiformes, Acestrorhamphidae. Bases 190 to 945 code for a protein of 251 amino acids. The record is from RefSeq and is a predicted model, not a curated record. The transcript is spliced from 9 exons.
UGAUGCUCUCACCUUAACACAGAUAAAUAGAGACUCCUCCACCACAGAGCAGCACUUAAUCCACACACACUCUCACUGAGAGACACCACAACCCGCACACCAACCGUCUGUCUGCCUGACUUACUGACUUACAGAGAUACUCUGACUGCUACUGGGAUUUACUACUGACACACUGCACCAGAGAACAGGAUGAAGCUCACUGUUGUAAUUCUCUGCCUGCUGGGAGCCACCGCUGCUAACCCUAUCCUUCACAAGGUUUCCAUGGAGAUCAUAGACCACGCAUCCAAUUCUACCUCAUCUGUAUCUGAAUCUUCUGAAGAGAGCAACACAUCAGAACAUGAUAGUUCUCCAGAAAACACUUCAGAGAACAUCUCCUCAGAAUCAGAUGAGUCUAAAUCAGAUGAGCAGACCUCAGACCUGAGCCACAGUCACUCACUAGAAGAACGGUUUGGUACAGGUGAGCCUGGAAUGACCACAGACAACAGCCAAGGAAGCCAGGAGAACAUGCGCAAGAACUGGGUUCAUCUCAUCAACGUCAAAAUGGCCAGUAAAGAGGACACGGAGGAAGUGACCGACCAACCAGACGAGGAGGACAAAGACACGACAGAGGACCAGACCUCAGAGAGCAGCGAGUCCACGGAGAAGCCCACCCCCAGCAGCAGCAGCAGCAGCACAGAGGACAGCAGGGCGGUGGUGGUGGACAGCUCUGAGAACAGCCACAGCAACAGCAGCAGCAGCAGCAGCAGCAGCGAGAGCCACGAGUCCAGCCACAGCACAGAGAGCACAGAGAGCCAGUCCAAAGAGUGCCCGCCCGGAACAGACAGCAACGAGUGCGACAGCGACGAAUACCAGUUCCACGACGUCGGAGACGAUGGAGCCACUGACCCCUUCAACGGCUUCCACACGCCCGACAACGCCGGCCACGAGUUCGCCUUUAAGAGAUGACCGGCUCAAGCUUUUUAACAUCUAAACUUUAAAUAUUGCUCUGAGAUAUGCUAUUUGGAAAUCCCUGGAGAGAGAUUAUUAAAGGAUAACUAAAGGAAUAAGAAGAGAGAGAGGUGUGAAAAAGGAGGUAUCGUUACUUUAGUCAAACAAGGGCUAAAGUAGAGUAAAAUUAAAAGUAGACUACCUUUAAAAAACCUUUGUUUUUUUGGAGUAAAAGCACAAAAGUAGCAGCUUUAAAACGACUUCAGUACUGUACUGAGUACUAGUUCUAGAACCAAAGUGGAACGUCUUAGACUUUCCAGCUCUGUAAGAACAGGAACCAAAGAUUAUUAAACUCUACACAAGGCAGUCCAGUAUGAAAUCACUCAUAUCAGCCAUAACAUUAAAACCACUUUACACAUUACACAUUACUAUUAUUGAUUAGAUUUACUCAGAUAAAGAAAUAGCUUGUUUUUACCAAAUGCUUUAAGACCUGUAAGUUAUGGAUCACAUCAAAUGGGCCUAAUGCACCAUGUAGUUACCACAAUCUGACUUUCGUCAAGUUGUAUCACAUUGUUAUACUUUUACUGCUUCAACGUCACAUGAACUCCAAUAACUCUUUAUUUUCUGUCUAAUACUCUACAUAAACUUGGCAUCAGCUGCCAAGAGUCCCGAGAGAGCACCAUUGGUCUUGCUCUCUUUCUGGGUGGGUACAGUAGAUGGCGCUCUUUCCCCUCAUCACUCCUAGGGUGAUGUCGAUCAGCACAAGGCUGCGUCUGUGAGCUGAUGUAUCAAAACCGAGUCGCCGCACUUUCCUCCGAGUGCGCUGUGAUGCUACUUAGCAAUGCUGCAUCAGCAGCAGUUUAAAAAGAGGUGGAGUCUGACUUCACAUGGGUUGGGUUAUUGGCCUUGUAAACUGGGGAGAAAAUGGGAUUAAAAAUUAGAAAUAAAAUUAUUUUGAAAAAUAAAAAAAAAUCUAUGUAGAUCCCAUUCCUUCCCAUUCGUGCAGUCGGAACUGGAUGUUUCAAGUGAAUCAAUGCUAUUUACUUCACGUGUCAGUGGUUUUAAUGUUAUGGCUGAUUGAUGUUGGAUAUCAUGACUUCACAAAUGGUCAGUUUUGCUCCUUAUUUUCCAUAUAGGGACUUUAGAUAGGGCCCAAUACUUUUUUUUUUUCCACAUUUUACACUUGUUCACUUGAUGUUUGGAUCAAUAUUUGUUUCAGUCUAACUGUUAUAGAUUACGCUUAUUUAUUGUAUUUUAGUUUAAAUAUAUAGAUGUAAAAUAUAUGUAAUAUGUUAUAUAUAUAUGUCGUUUUUCACUCCUGGAACAUGGCUACCAUACCUCAGUUACAGCAUGAACUGUUGUUACAGUUUGAAAUUGCACAGUAUUUAUUAUUAUUAUUAUUAUUACUACAUAAUAUCACUGUUUAUUUAUAGCUGAAAUGACUCUGUAUAUACUGUAGUCAUCUUAUAGUCAAUGACUCUGACGUCUGUAAAUAAACACUGAUGCAAACAGCAA